Molecule: messenger RNA, 969 nt
Organism: Anopheles darlingi
Lineage: Eukaryota; Metazoa; Arthropoda; Insecta; Diptera; Culicidae
Gene: Polr3H
Product: DNA-directed RNA polymerase III subunit RPC8
Exons: 2
Coding region: 132-872 (246 amino acids)
Biological process (GO): transcription initiation at RNA polymerase III promoter; DNA-templated transcription
Cellular component (GO): RNA polymerase III complex
Source: RefSeq, a predicted model, not a curated record
UUUUUGUAAAUAAACCAUGUGGCGACGAUCUUUUGCGUUAAAAAUUACGAUAAAAGUGGAUGAAACUAUCGGUUGAUUAAGACCCGGUCUUCUCAAAUGAAGUGUUAAAAUAACGUUCCCAGCUCAGUGAAAUGUUUGUACUGGCGGAGCUGAAGGACAACGUGCGCAUAGCGCCGGAACUGUUUCGGUUGAAGCUCCCCGAAGCCAUCAAGGAACAGAUAAAUCGAAAGCUAGCCAAUAAGGUACUGCUGAACGUUGGGUUGUGCAUCGCCCUGAAGGAUAUCGUAAAGCUAGGUGAUUCGAUCAUUCUGCCCGGUGAUGGAGCCUCCCAUACCGAGGUUCACUUCCGGUACAUCGUGUUCCGCCCGAUGGUCGGUGAUGUGAUAACGGGCAAGAUCAGGAGCUGCAGCCGCGAGGGGGUACACAUCACACUCGGCUUCUUUGAUGACAUACUGAUACCGCCAUCGGCGCUACAGCAUCCCUCGCGGUAUGAAGAAACGGAGCAGGCCUGGGUUUGGGAGUAUCCGCUCGAGGAUGGCAACACGCACGAUCUCUACAUGGACAUCGGAGAAAGCAUCAAGUUUCGAGUGUCCGGUGAAGUGUUCGAAGAAAGCUCACCGAUUGGACCACCCGAUCAAGAGGUACCGUCUGGGUCGGGCGGUUCCGGUGCUGGAACCGGUGGUGGUUCAGGUAGUACCAACCCCGCACAGGAAAGCAACAAAACGCCCUACCGCAUUGUGGCGGCUAUCAAUGAGUCCGGCCUUGGGCUACAGUCCUGGUGGGUACAACAGAAUCAGGACGAAGGAGAAGCUGACGAGGAGGAUGGUGAAGGUGAAGAGCAAGAGCAGGAAGAAGCAUCAGAAGAAGAUUAAUAAACCUACCAUACAGUAGGCGUUGACGAGCGACGACACGCGGAUUCGGAUUUCAUUGACUAAUUCACAUAAUCCACUUCGAUUAACACUUUCCUCU